This is a messenger RNA of Marmota monax (woodchuck), 2961 nucleotides long. Its product is annotated as eIF5-mimic protein 2-like. The record is from RefSeq and is a predicted model, not a curated record. NCBI's taxonomy places the organism in Eukaryota, Metazoa, Chordata, Mammalia, Rodentia, Sciuridae. Gene Ontology annotation, cellular component: membrane; cytoplasm. Gene Ontology annotation, molecular function: protein binding.
UAAAACCAAUGUCUAGGUUAGUUCCGAUCGCAGAGGAGACACCGCUGCAGUUGCCGCCACAUCGGGGAUUUCUGGCUCUUUUCUCUUCGCCUUAAAUUCGGGUGUCUUUUAUGAAUAAUCAAAAGCAGCAAAAGCCAACGCUAUCAGGCCAGCGUUUUAAAACCAGAAAAAGAGAUGAAAAAGAGAGGUUUGACCCUACUCAGUUUCAAGACUGUAUUAUUCAAAGCUUAACUGAAACUGGUACUGAUUUGGAAGCAGUAGCUAAGUUUCUUGAUGCUUCUGGAGCAAAACUUGACUAUCGCAGAUAUGCAGAAACACUCUUUGACAUUCUGGUGGCUGGUGGAAUGCUGGCCCCAGGUGGUACACUGGCAGAUGACAUGAUGCGUACACAUGUCUGCGUGUUUGCAGCACAAGAAGACCUAGAGACCAUGCAAGCAUUUGCUCAGGUUUUUAACAAGUUAAUCAGGCGCUACAAAUACCUGGAGAAAGGUUUUGAAGAUGAAGUAAAAAAGCUGCUGUUGUUCUUAAAGGGUUUUUCAGAGUCGGAGAGGAACAAGCUGGCUAUGUUGACUGGUGUUCUUCUGGCUAAUGGAACACUUAAUGCAUCCAUUCUUAAUAGCCUUUAUAAUGAGAAUUUGGUUAAAGAAGGAGUUUCAGCAGCUUUUGGAAAACUCUUUAAAUCAUGGAUAAAUGAAAAAGACAUCAAUGCAGUAGCUGCAAGUCUUAGGAAAGUCAGCAUGGAUAACAGACUGAUGGAACUUUUUCCUGCCAACAAGCAAAGCGUUGAACACUUCACAAAGUAUUUUACUGAGGCAGGCUUGAAAGAGCUUUCAGAGUAUGUUCGGAAUCAACAGACCAUAGGAGCUCGCAAGGAGCUCCAGAAAGAACUUCAAGAACAGAUGUCCCGUGGCGAUCCAUUUAAGGAUAUAAUUUUAUAUGUCAAGGAAGAGAUGAAAAGAAACAACAUCCCAGAACCAGUUGUCAUUGGGAUAGUCUGGUCAAGUGUAAUGAGCACCGUGGAGUGGAACAAAAAAGAGGAGCUUGUAGCAGAGCAAGCCAUCAAGCACUUGAAGCAAUACAGCCCUCUACUUGCUGCCUUUACUACUCAAGGUCAGUCUGAGCUGACUCUGUUACUGAAGAUUCAGGAGUAUUGCUAUGACAACAUUCAUUUCAUGAAAGCCUUCCAGAAAAUAGUGGUGCUUUUUUAUAAAGCUGAAGUCCUGAGUGAAGAGCCGAUUCUGAAGUGGUAUAAAGAUGCACAUGUUGCAAAGGGGAAAAGUGUCUUCCUUGAACAAAUGAAAAAGUUUGUUGAAUGGCUCAAAAAUGCUGAAGAAGAAUCUGAGUCUGAAGCUGAAGAAGGUGACUGAAUUUUGAAACUACAUCCUCAGUAAAGCAAACAGGAGUUGUAGAUAAAAUGUCAUGUCUCAUGUGUCCUGGUUCUUACAUCUUCCUACCUCCCUAUAUCAAGCAUGAUAUAAGGGCUUUCAUGGCAAAUUUUAUUUUAACUGUUUCUAUGGUUACUGGAAAUGUUGGGUUUAGUUUCUAAAACCAUGUUUUAAGUAGCUGCAGGAGCUAUAGAUUUGAAUCUAAUGUUGCAUUAGUCUUUUCAGUUAUCUUCUACCUCCUGUAUUUUCUACUGUGAUAAUGUAAUUUAAGGCCUUCCACAAUGAACAGUUCACUUUAUUCCCUGGGUUUUCUAUAUAUAAACAGUUUUCAAGAUAUGAUUUGGUUAAAAAUAAUUUGUUAUAAAAAUUAUGUUUGCAAAUUAAACUGUAAAAGUAUCCAAAGUCUCAAAAGGCAAUGGUUUGUGUGAUAACUUGGUAUGCCUAGAGCCCUAUUCAUCAAUGAAAGUCUCUUACACAGUAAUUGAACUCAUUAACAUGAUCCUGAGUAUUUGGACCAUUGCUUGCAUGUUAACAUUUACUUGUAUUUUUAAUCCCAGAUGUCCUUAAGUUCAAUUGUUUGCUCUCUGUUUUUCAUCAUUAGUGAAGCUAUGGAGAACAAACUUGAAGUUUGAGGAAUCUCAUAUGUCAGAGAUGGUAGGAAGAAGAAAAUUGAACUUUUCCCAUUGAGAAACUUCUGCAUUCAGUUUGUAUCUUUCUAGGCAAAACAAAUGGAUACUCUUUUCAUAUGAACAUUUUCAAAUGUACCAUAGAAGUCUUAUUUUGUGCUCAGAAUACCCUUAGAUUGAUAUGAAAGGACUUCUAAAAAAGUGUGAAUAGAGGAAAUGACUGUUACAGACCCCCAUAAAAUUGUUGAGAAUGUUAAGAGUCAGCAUGUUCUAAUUGGGGAUCUGAAUUUAACAUAUUUCCUUUUGGCUUAGUGCAUUUGUUCCAAAGAAUGGAGUUCAAUAAUUAUAUAUUCUCACUUGGUCGUACUGGACUGGCUUCAUUCUCUUAGUACAUUCAGUAAUGACUCAAGCAUCUGGCUGUUAAUGUACCCUAGUUGCCAAUUCUUAAUUGCCAUGAGCCAAAUAUUUCUUCUAUGUGAUUAAUCCAUUUAUUUUAAUGGCUGCCUUUUAAUUUUUCAUCUUUUUAUUUUCUUGCUGCUGCCCAUCCAUGUAUGUAGUCAUUAAUGGGAAAAUAUUACAACAUUGGGUGGAAAGGCAUUGUUAUAAGUGAAUGUUUUGAAGGAUUUUUUAAUAGAAAGAAACUAGCCUGGAAUAAUGCCACCAGAGAUUGAGUGGAAAUUACCCCUUUUGAAGGUGCCAUUCUUAUUAGCCAAGAAGUUGGUAUUUAAACAUUCAUCUUGAGGGAAUAACGUGUAAUAUAAUUUGAAAUAAAGUUAUAGUGACCUUAAGAAGAGCAUUAUAACAGAUAACAUUGUGGGAAUGGGGUGAUUUUGUUAAAUGAAUAACUUUGAUAAAGUUUUCCUGUGCAGGCAAAAUGUAUUCACUAGAUUUCUACAUAGUGAUCUGCUUUUACUUUGUAAUUUGUAGUCCGCAAAAUACUUUUUUUUUUU